Molecule: messenger RNA, 2051 nt
Organism: Phlebotomus argentipes
Lineage: Eukaryota; Metazoa; Arthropoda; Insecta; Diptera; Psychodidae
Product: adipokinetic hormone/corazonin-related peptide receptor variant I-like
Exons: 9
Coding region: 1-1296 (431 amino acids)
Biological process (GO): G protein-coupled receptor signaling pathway
Cellular component (GO): membrane
Molecular function (GO): G protein-coupled receptor activity
Source: RefSeq, a predicted model, not a curated record
AUGAAGAACAAUUUCGAUGUGGCAACAAUUCAGCCUAAAGCUCCCUUCACGUCAUCCUCUCUCAUUUUGCCCGUUGCUGAUGGUGAGGAAGUCUUCAAUGAGUUGGCUGGAGAGCCUAGUGAGCAGUUUCACUGUGACCACCGUGCCAGCCACAUAUAUUGGAGGCUCUUGCGUCGUCGAGCUCUCGCGAAUCUUGCACUUCCAUCUGAAUUUCCGCUGACAAUAAAUCUGGAGGUGCGAAGGAGGCUCUCCAGGAAACCUCAUGGUCUCACGAAUUCAUCAGUGGUGGUGGUCAUAAUAGUCUACUGCGUGUUGUUCAUAAUUGGAGCUCCUGGAAAUCUCUCAGUAGUGGUCUCGCUAUUCAAGUCCAAACAUCAUAGGCGAUCCCGAAUAAGUCUCAUGAUUUGCCAUUUAGCCGUAGCUGACCUUAUGGUGGCCUUCUUCACAAUUCCCUUUGAGAUUGGAUGGAGAAUCGCUGUUGAGUGGUAUGCCGGGAAUAUAGCGUGCAAAGUUUUCACAUUCAUCCGAUCAUUCAGCCUUUACCUGAGUUCAAACGUGCUUGUGUGCGUUGCAUUGGAUCGCUGUUUCGCCGUGGUUUAUCCGCUGCGCCUGCAGGACGCCCAGCGUCGCGGAAAAGUCAUGCUGAUCUGCGCCUGGCUUGUGGCCAUGCUCAGCUCCAUGCCGCAGAUCGUCAUAUAUCACGUGGCUCACCGGCCUGGGGUUCCAGAGUUCCAGCAGUGUGUCACCUUCGGAUUCUUCCAGAGUGACAAUGCAGAGUCAGUUUACAACUUCAUUUGCGUGGUGCUGAUGUACUUCAUGCCCCUGCUCGUCAUCUGCGUAGCCUACACCAUGAUCGUCUGCGAGAUCACCAAAAGGACGCUCAGAUCGCGGGAAAGAGAUGAUGGUAAAGACAGGACAGCCUCCGGCGCUUUGAGGCUCAGAUGCAAUGCUCUCACACAAAUAGAGCGGGCUCGCCAGAAAACAUUCAAGCUCACCGUCAUAAUAGUGGUUGUUUUUAUUUGGUGCUGGACUCCAUAUGUAGUAAUGGCUCUCUGGUACGUGUUUGAUCGAAAAAGUGCAGAAAAGGUGGAUAGUCUCGUGCAGGAAGGCCUCUUCCUUAUGGCAGUCUCAAAUUCAUGUAUGAAUCCAUUGAUUUAUGGGUCAUUCGCCAUGAAAUGUCGCUUCCCAUGGAGUCGGAAACCAGCAGUAACGCACGUCCUCAGUGAACAGCCGGGCCUUCACAGGAGAUCAACAGGUAGGGGUCUGGCGCGAAUAAUAAACGAGGAAAUGUGCUAGUAUUCUGUCCAUUCUAAUGUACAAUACAAAUUUGCAAAUCAUAACCACGAAACUUCCCUCUAAUGCUGUAAAAAAUUCAACAGGUACUUACAUGCAAAUGAUGUUGACUGUUGCUAAAACACAGCUUAAUAAAUGAAUUUUCUGUAACCAAUGUUGAAUGUUCACCACACAAUUGGUGCGUUGAGAAUAGUGGCAAAAUACUUGGUUAUGCCAACAGAUUUUCCAACCAGGAUGCAAAUGCUACGAACUUUUCGUUUCCAACAUUAGGAAAGCUUUUCAUUAAGCUAUUACUUAUUCAACAAUGACACUGUUAAAGUUAAUGUUUGAAUACGUCAGAAAGUGAAUAUUGGUGAGUAUGUAUACUUUAAGUUUCAAAAUCGAUGAGGAGAGCUAGAAACAUACAUAUGGAUAUGUGUAAAGAAUUGGAAGUUGUACCAUUUUGCAAGUAUUUCCAUGAAUGCAAACAGCGCAGCAGAAAACAUUUCGGAUGCAAAUCCUAAACUCACUGUAGUGUAAUCGGCCUCUAGUGAAUUGCUAUCAUGCCAUAUAAAAUAUUCUGCAACCCUCGGUAUCUCUCUCAUCUCAGACAUUCCGUUGAAUAUUAUAGGAUGGUUAAGGAAUUUCGAACAAUUAUAUCUGUGAUCUAAUAAAUUAAAUUUGAAUAAUCAUGAAACUCAUAAAAGUAUUAUGUUGAAAAUUAUUUCCAUAUGUAAUAAACCCAAAAAAAAAUGUAAUUAGUAUACGCAAAAUAUUAU